CCUUUCCCCUCUAUAGGAAACACCCAUCAUUGCUCCCAACAAUCCUUUUCAACCUUAGAAACCUGAGCUUCUUCUAAGAUAUUCCCUCCCUUCCAAUUCUUCCACUCUUAUGCAUCCUCUCACAAUUUAUAUAUCUCCAUCUUUGUGAACCUUUUUCUUUACCAUCCCUUUUUCCCCCUUAAUACCUUCCCCCACCAAAAAAAAGAAAAAAAAAAAAAAAAAAUGGAUCCUUCUUCUACCAACUCCGUCAAUGGCUUCUACUCCUUUCUCACCCGUGGGAUCGAUGAUCUCGAGCGCGUUUAUCUCUCGAAUAACUUCAUGUCAAUCCAAUUCCUACAAAGGGUACUUUCUCUUCUCCGAUCCUUCCACUCCCAGCUCACCCUCCUCGUCCAGAAGCUCCAUUUGCCGGUGGGUGAGAAGUGGCUGGAUGAGUACAUGGACGAGAGCUCCAAGCUCUGGGAAGUCUGCCAUGUCCUCAAGUCUGGUAUAUCCGGGAUGGAGAACUACUACUCUGCCGGCCUCAAUAUAACCUCUUCCCUCGACAGCCAUCGCCAUCUAAGCCCGCAAGUCUCGCGCCAGGUCAUUCGCACAAUCUCUGGGUGUCGCCGGGAGGCUCUGGGAUUGGAGGAGGAGAACAGGGCCUUAAUGGAGACGAGAAUCCAACCGCUAUCGCUCCGGUUCGACGAGAAGGUCUCCAUCGAGUCGAAGCUCAACGGGUUCAACGGCUUCAGGGGAGUCCUGUACGCAAUGAGGAACGUCAGCUCGCUGCUGCUCAUGAUGUUGCUCUGCGGAUUGGUUUACUGCUGGCCGGAGUCAAACUUCCUUAUGGGAGGCUACGAGGGCUGCUUGCUCUUCGGAUCGGGGUUCAUGAUAUCGACGGCGAGGCUGCAGCAGAGGGUGGCAGCGGAGAUCAACGAGAUGGGCGGAAGGCCGGGGAUUCUGCUGUACGAGUUCCGGCGGUCGAAGGUGGCGAUGGAGGAGCUGCGAGGGGAGUUGGAGAGGAGGAAUGGGUCGCCGGCGGGUGCGGUGGCGGACUGGGAGAGUGAGGUCGGGAUCAGGGAGAGAGUGGACAACUUGAGAGGGUGCUUUGGGGUGUUGAGAUCUGGUGCUGAGAACAUUGUUGGGCAGCUUGAUGAUUUCUUUGAUGAAAUUGUUGAAGGGAGGAAGAAGCUUUUGGACUUUUGCAGUCAUAGGUAGAGAGAGAUAGGGAUGCUAGAAAUAUCAAAUAUGGUUGGAUAGUCCAAAAAAAAAAAAAAGAAAAAAAAAAAAAAGAAGAAGAAGAAUAUUACAAGUAGAGGAAUCAGUUGUUAGGGGUUGUUGUACCUCCAAGCCUUCUCUUUGUUUUUAUUUUUAUUUAUUUUUUUGUUUAUUUUCUUUGUUUUCCUUCCUCCUGCGGUUUCACUGUUCUUACAGUUACUAUAGUUGAAGCUUUGGGGAUGGAUAGCUUUUCUAUCAGCAAACCCACCCAAAGAGGAAGGUUCUUUUGAAUGGGAAUGUAAUUCUAGGUUUCAGAAGUGUCUUCAAAUGAGAAUCCAAGAAGGAAAAUUAGACAAAAA
Messenger RNA from Alnus glutinosa, 1556 nucleotides. RefSeq lists its product as uncharacterized. The transcript has 2 exons. The record is from RefSeq and is a predicted model, not a curated record. Bases 223 to 1197 code for a protein of 324 amino acids. NCBI's taxonomy places the organism in Eukaryota, Viridiplantae, Streptophyta, Magnoliopsida, Fagales, Betulaceae.